AAAUUGUGUUGCGAUGACAAUUUCAGUAGGCUUAAUUGGAGAACUUGAUGGCGUGUUUUAACAAAUGCGGGGUCCACUGGGCAUGCUCCAUGUGAUCUGAGAGGAGAGCUGGGCACGGUGUGAAUAACAGGCAGUUUGGGCGUUUUUUGAGGAGGUUUGUCGCCCUCUCAUCUCUGAUUCUCUUUCUGCACGCAUCACAGAAAAAACAGCAUUUUCCUCCCUUUAGAAAUAGACUGUGGGUGUUUUCUUCUCAGCAAUGCAUGGAGGAAAGGGAAAGUUCCUGAGCAGGAGAGCGUCUCCGUGCUGAGACAAAGAGCUGCGGUGCAGCGGCGGUGUGUCGUUAAACGCAGAGAGGGAGCUGAGCGUCGGUGUGAAGGAGGUGAGUCUGUAGGCAGCAACAGAGGAGGGACUGAAAGCAGCGCCGAGUCUCCAUCAGGAGCUGCCGGACAGGCGCUGUCCGCUCAGCACCACCGCAGUCACCUUGCUGUGAAAGUCAUAAACCUGCUCAGGACUGAUCUGAUUAAUUACCGCAACUUGGGGAGUCCAAUGAGCUGGAUUUAUGUCGCUGGCGGGGGGGAAACUUGUCAGCGUUUGUGCUUUUAUCUCGACAUCUUGGAUUUACAGAAGAUGUGACGUCCAUUCUUAAUGUAAUGCCAUUGGCUGUAAUCAUUUUGGAUUUCGAUUUUAUACCCUCCAGUGGGCCUGGCAGCUAUAAGCGUUUAUGAUCCUCCAGUUGCAUGACAGGUGCUCGGAGAAAACCCAGCCUUUAGAGUGAAUGUAGCCUGAUGCGCCGAUUUCUUUCAUAGCUGUUGAGAAACGACAGGUUGUUUUGUGCGCUGCUUCCUUUAUGUAAUUGUUUCUUUCAGUGUAAUCACUGUUGUGCAUGAUUGCACGGGGCGCCUAGACUUACCUUUGCGAUGAAGGGAACUUAUGGGAGAAAUGCCUAGGGGACGCAAUGGGCCUGAGCGACGACAAGGAUCGCAUUGUGAUAAACGUGGGAGGGAUCAGACAUCAGACAUACCGCAGCACCCUGCGCACUCUACCUGGCACUCGCUUGUCCUGGUUGGCCGAGCCUGAUGCACCCAACCACUUUGACUAUGAUGCCAAGAUCGAGGAAUUUUUCUUCGACCGCCACCCUGGCGUGUUUGCACAUAUCCUUAACUACUACAGGACAGGUAAACUGCACUGCCCGGCUGAUGUCUGCGGGCCCCUCUAUGAGGAGGAACUGGCCUUCUGGGGCAUUGAUGAGACAGACGUGGAGCCAUGCUGCUGGAUGACCUAUCGCCAGCACCGGGAGGCAGAGGAGGCCCUUGAUAGUUUCGGCGGGGGGGGCCUGUUAGACCUGGUGAACGAUGAUGCGGAGCCAGAGCUGGAGCAUGCUGGCGAGGAUGAUGUGGAUGAAAUGACAAGGAGGCUGGCACAGGGAGACACUCAUGAUGCCCGGAGUGGCAGCCUGUGGAGCCGGUGGCAGAAACAUGUCUGGGCCCUGUUUGAGGACCCCUACUCUUCUAAAUAUGCAAGGUGGGUGGCUCUGGCCUCGCUGUUCUUUAUUCUGGUGUCCAUCACCACCUUCUGUCUGGAGACCCACGAGGCCUUCAACCCCAUCAUCAACCGCACCGAGGUGGAGGUGGUGGACAACAUGACAGUGGUGCAAACCUACCAGGAGACUGAGACUGCGCUCUACCUCACCUACAUCGAAGGCGUCUGUGUAGUGUGGUUCACUUUUGAAUUUCUAAUGCGAAUAACUUUCUGCCCAAAUAAAUGUGACUUCAUUCGGAACGCCCUGAACAUCAUCGACUUUGUGGCCAUCCUGCCCUUCUACCUGGAGGUCGGCCUCAGCGGGCUCUCCUCCAAGGCAGCUAAGGAUGUGUUGGGUUUCCUGAGAGUUGUCCGCUUUGUGCGGAUCCUGCGUAUCUUCAAGCUGACCCGUCACUUUGUGGGAUUGAGGGUGCUGGGCCACACGUUGAGGGCCAGCACCAACGAGUUCCUGCUCCUGAUCAUCUUCCUCGCCCUCGGUGUCCUCAUCUUUGCUACUAUGAUCUACUACGCUGAACGGAUUGGAGCUAACCCCAACGACCCUCGAGCCAGCGAACACACACACUUCAAGAACAUCCCGAUCGGAUUCUGGUGGGCUGUGGUGACCAUGACCACCCUCGGCUACGGAGACAUGUACCCUCAGACGACUUCCGGUAUGCUGGUUGGAGCCCUGUGUGCCCUGGCAGGUGUGCUGACCAUCGCCAUGCCCGUCCCUGUGAUUGUCAACAACUUUGGAAUGUAUUACUCUCUGGCCAUGGCGAAACAGAAACUACCAAAGAAAAAGAACAGGCAUAUCCCUCGUGCGCCCCAACCAGGUUCUCCAAACUUCUGUAAGUCAAGCAUCAGCUCCCAACAGCCAAGCCCCAUAGCCCAUGAUGACGAUGUUUUCGAGAUAAAGUUUCAAGAUUCCAAGCUAAACGGAGAGGCAGCUAACGCAGCUUUGGCCAAUGAAGAUUGCCCUCAUAUAGACCAGGCCAUAUCUCCAGAGGAAAUCUUCAGCCCCAGCGAGAGAGAGCGGCCCUGCUUCCUGGUCACCACUGCUGAACGGCCCAACCACACAGGGGGGAGAGUGAGGAGGGAGACCCAGCGACAGCACCGGAGCAGACAACCAACAGAGUCAGUUUGUGUUAUGAACCAUGGUGUCCCAACCACUAUGUGUAUGACCCAUAAUGGCCCAUCACCCACCUGAUAGUUCUGUAGCAUUGUUGUGUGUAUUACUUAGUCUUUUUAAAUGGGUGUGACAGUGACAACCUGUACAUCACAAACUCAGCAUAGAUGUAGCACUGAGGAAGUUUUGUUGUCAAGCCUUAUGUAGCUCAGUAUCUGUGACUGGUUACUGUGUUGUAAUUUGUGUGCCUAUUUUUGGUGUGUGCAAGUGCUGUAAAUACGCUUUUUUUGUGUGCUCAAGUUGUGUGUACCAAUGUUUUUGAGUGAUCAUCAAAUAUCUGUGUGCUUCUUCUGUUGAAAGAAAAAAAAAUGUUGCUCCGAUUUUAUUCACCCAGCAAAAAAAAAAACCAACAACAACCUGUCACGUGUCAUGUCAGCCAGACUAAACAGUUGAAAACAGAUUUGUUAACUUUGCACUUUCAUCGUCACAUCUUUGUAGACUUUUGCACUGUUUUGCACCGGUGAACUUUUAACAUUCCUUUGAUAUGUUUUCAUGCAUCCGAGAUAACAUCCACAAAAAAGAAAAAAAUAACAAGGUCAUACUUAAAAAAACAAAAACACCACUCUUACCUUAUAAUAAUGAGGCAUUAAAAUUGCAAAGUGUGCUGUUAACAAUGGGUAACUAAUUGUUUGGUUAUUUAUAAAAGCUUAUUCAGAGAGGACUAAAAUAUAUUCAACCUUUAUUAAAUGUUGAUAUAUCUUCAUAUGAAGCAGCACUUUGAUUAAUAAAAACAUAUAUAAGUAUAAAAAAACUCAUAUUACAGUUUAAACAUUCAUAUUCAUUCUGUACUACAUUUUUAAUUGACAAUCCUUUUUUGCACACAUGCGAAUUGGCAUAUUAGUAUGCAACACUAACCAAUGCCAGACAUUACACAAACAUAAUGGAUAAGUGCCUCUGUUAUGCAAAUUUUCUCACCGUUUGCGAGUAUAGCUUAACAAACAUGAUGAUUUAAUGUUGAUUUUAUUUGACGUUAGUCAUCAGUCACCAGCCAUUAAAACAAGCAUCAGUUCAGUACUCAAAAAGCACAAACAUUCAAUAAGGACCCCCAUACGUAUCAGCUUCUAAAGGCAAGCAAUGAGGAUACCUAAUUAAAGACAUAAAGGCGUAAGUACAGCCUAACUGUUUGUGUAGAAAAGUUAGUGAAGAGGGACCAACUUUUUACCAAACAACUGCAAACUCACUGCCAACAACCUACUGAGAUCUGUGUGCAGUCAGGUACAGCAGAUCUGAAUCUGCCAAUAGAGCUGAGCACAAAUGGGGGGACAGUGUGCUGGUCAUUGUUCGAUAUGGUAAAAACAAUAACAGCAGCUGUUAUUAAACGGACUCAAUAAUGCAACUAAGAGGCAACUAAUGUGCCGUUAAGUGAGACUUGAGAGUGUGUGUUUUGAACACCGUGCAUUUUGUGGUUAGUUAUCUCAAUAAGGUGAUCAGUGAUCGUUUUGAUUGGUUUGUUGUUUCGGGAAUUUUUGUGUCUUUUUUGACCAAUACAGUUCAGGCUUGUACAAUAAAUAGUGAUAAAUAAAAACAAACACAGAAGUGA
Messenger RNA from Centropristis striata (black sea bass), 4244 nucleotides. RefSeq names its product potassium voltage-gated channel, Shaw-related subfamily, member 1b (gene kcnc1b). The transcript is spliced from 4 exons. The record is from RefSeq and is a predicted model, not a curated record. Gene Ontology annotation, molecular function: delayed rectifier potassium channel activity; protein binding. Lineage: Eukaryota; Metazoa; Chordata; Actinopteri; Perciformes; Serranidae. The coding region runs from base 956 to 2725 and encodes 589 amino acids. Gene Ontology annotation, biological process: potassium ion transmembrane transport; protein homooligomerization. Gene Ontology annotation, cellular component: axon; voltage-gated potassium channel complex; neuronal cell body membrane.